UAUAGUCUUGUCUAAUCUUUGACUGAAGGCUGAACCUCAGGAAUGACUUUAGUAUUGAGUUUAAAGGAUGUCUGGGGGCCAUACUCAGGGUUUCUCCAGUCUCUGUCAACCAGUAAGUUUGGUUCUUCUUUGUCAGUUUGGAUUUUGUCCUACGUUUUUCUCUAGCUCUGUCCGGGACCCUGUAUUGUGAUCUCUGUCAGAGCAGCCGGUGGUGGUAGCUGGGCACCAUCUAGUUAUGCUCAACUCAGUCUGGAGUGGAGGCUGUGGUAGCUGUGUUCCAUUAGUCCUUCAGACUAAUAUUCCCCUUGUGUCUUUGAUUUUCUUCAUCCUCCCUUGCUCUACAUGGGACAGACAUAUUUAGAUGGCUGCUCACUAGCUUUUAAGACCCCAGAUGCUACUCACCAAAGUAGGAUGUAGAACAUUAGGAAUGGCAUAUUUCUUUUUUUAAUAAUUUUUAUUGUGCUUUAAGUGAAAGUUUACAAAUCAAGUCAGUUUCUCACAUAAAAACUUACGUACACCUUGCUACCCGCUCGCAAUUACUCUCCCCCUAAUGAGACAGCCCACUGUCUCCCUCCACUCUCUCUUUUCAUGUCCAUUUUGCCAGCUUCUAAUUCCCUGCACCCUCUCAUCUCCCCUCCAGGCAGGAGGUGCCAACAUAGUCUCAAGUGUACACCUGAUCCAAGAAGCUCACUCCUCACCAGCAUCUCUAUCCAACCCAUUGUCCAGUCCAAUCCAUGUCUGAAGAGUUGGCUUCGGGAAUGGUUCCUGUCCUGGGCCAACAGAAGGUCUGGGGGCCAUGACCACCGGGGUCCUUCUAGUCUCAGUCAGACCAUUAAGUCUGGUCUUAUGAGAAUUUGGGGUCUGCAUCCGACUGCUCUCCUGCUCUCUCAGGGGUUCUCUGUUGUGUUCCUUGUCAGGGCAGUCAUCUGUUAUAGCCGGGAACCAUGUAGUUCUCCUGGUCUAAGGAUGAUGUAGACUCUGGUUCACGUGUCCCUUUCUGUCUCUUGGGCUCGUAAUCGCCUUGUGUCCUUGGCGUUCUUCAUUCUUCUUUGAUCCAGGUGGGUUCAGACCAAUUGAUGCAUCUUAGACGGCUGCUUGCUAGCGUUUAAGACCCCAGGAAUGGCAUAUUUCUUGAUGGUUGGCUCCAUGGUGAGGUGUCACUUUUCCCCACUCCCCACCCUGCCAAAUUGCACACCUCUUGUCCAUCUGCCUUCCAGCUUCCAAAAUGUUGGAGUUGCCUCCUUUCCAUUUUUCUUUUGUUUGUGUUAUUUUCUCUUCUUUUUAAACCACAUUACUGUCAUUUUAGUGAGGUUCUGGCAUUUGCGCCACCACCUCUGGGGUUCCUCUUAGUCUCUGCUUUCUCUGCACAGGCGCCCCUUGUUGCUGCCAGCCUCCCGGCCUUUGCCCCAGCAGUUCUUAGAAGGUUUCCAUCUACCUCUUCUUCCAACCCCCUUCAGCUAACUCACCUCCUGGGGCUAGACCUCCCUUAGGGGAAAAUAUCAAUCAAUGGGGGAAUCCUGUUAAUUGCUUUAGAAUUGAGGCCAUCAGGAGCCUGGGGGCAAGGCUGGGGUGAACGUAUUUGUAAGUCAUUGGCCUGAGCCUGACGUUGACCUUGUUGCCUUUGGGAUUCCCUUCAUUUAGAAUUCUUGAGCACCUACUUCAUGGGCUGGGUAUCUGGAGCUAGAGAAAGUUCUUGUCCGCAGGGGGCCUGUGUUUAGGGUGGGGGAGGGAGAGACUGGAGUUCAACAAAAUCACCCACCUAAUAGGGAGGAAGUGGCCUCUGGUGGGGAGGAACCAGGAGCUUAUAGGAUAUGAUAACCUGAGAUAUGCAGAUGACACAACCUAGUUUGCUGAAAGCAAGGAGGCCUUAGAAUACUUACUGAUGAAGACCAAAGACUACAGUCUUUAGUGUGGAUUAUGGCUCAACAUAAAGAAAACAAAAAUCCUCACAACUGGACCAAUAAGCCACAUCGUGAUGAAUGGAGAAAAGAUUGAAGUUGUCAAGGGUUUCAUUUUACUUGGAUCCACAAUCAAACGCUUUUGGAAGCAGCAGUCAAGAAAUCGAAGGACGUAUUGCAUUGGGCAAAUCUACAAAAGAACUCUUUAAAGUGUUCAAAAGCAAAGGUGUCAUUUUGAGGACUAAGGUGCACCUGACCCAAGGCGUGGAAUUUUUAAUCAUCUCAUAUGCGUGAGAAAGCUGGACAGUGAAUAAGGAAGACUGAAGAAGAAUUGAUGCGUUUGAAUUACAGCGUUGGUGAAGAACAUUGCAUAUCCCAUGGACUGCUAGAAAAACAAGCAAAUCUAAUCUGUCUUGGAAGAAGUACAGCCAGAACCCUCCUUAGAAGCCAGGAUGGUGAGACUUUGUCUCACGUACUUUGGACAUGUUAUUAGGAGGGACCAGUCCCUGGAGAAGGACAUCAUACUUAGUAAAGUAGAGGGUCAUCGAAAGAGAGGAAGACCCUCAACAAGAUGGAUUAACACAGUGUGUGCAAUAAUGGGCUCAAUCAUAGCAACAAUUGUGAUGAUGCAGGACCUGGCAGUGUUUCAUUCUGUUGUACAUAGGAUUACAAUAAGUCGGAACCUACUUGAAGGCACCCAACAACAACGUAGAAUGUGAAAAGGUGCCUAUUGGGAUCUGAGUGCCUAGAGGGUGAGGGGUAGUUUCCAGAAGGAGUAGGGUGGGAGGCUGGAGGUAGCAGGGUGAGGGAAGUCCCUUAGUGACUUGGCCCACUGGGGAGGGGAGCCAGGCUACCCCCAGGUCAGCCCCCAGGCCUGAUUGGACCAUCCGCCCCUGCUUGGUCCCAUUCUCCACCUUAGAGGGUGGGGUUGGAACUGGUUGAUCUGGGCUGGGCCUUGGUGGCAGCGUGGCCUGAUAGUAUCUCUCCAGCUCAGGACCCUUUCACAGCCCAGGACCCUCACUCUACGCAAAUGGGAGCUUGGGGUCCGUGGCAGCGGCCACAGGUCCCAUGGCCGGGCCACAGCACCAAGGUCAUGCAGGGUAAGCCCCAGCCUCUCUCUCCUUCCCUCCCUCCUCUUUGCUUCCCCCAAUGGCCUCUUCUUCCUGGAGAGGUGGGUUCGAAGAAGUCCAGGACAAAGGGCCAGGCCCAGGCAUAGCCUCUUUCCCUUUUAUUGCCAUUGUUUCGCUUUAGAGGAAAAAAUGGCACCCAGAGGUUGGGUGACUUGCCAAAGGUCACACAGCAGGGAUGUGUGGGAUCUGGGAGCAAGGCCUGGGCUCUUGACCGCAGCGCCUGUAAAGCCAAGGGGUGGGGGGAGGUGGGUGCUUAUAGGAACAUUCUUUCUUGUUCCUUUUUUCUUUCUCUGCCCAUUUCUAUUUAUUGUUUUGGUUUUUGUAAAUGACGUCAGUGUGAGGGUUCUGUGAAAAUUACUCAGAACGUAAUAUUUACCACACUUGUGUUCAGAUAGCCACUGGCCUCUUUCCUUCUGCUAGUGCCCCCUGCCAUUUUAAAGGAAACUUUUUGGGGUUUUAAGAUACAUAGGAGGACCAUGUUAGUUCACUAGUAAAUUUUCACCUUCCGUGUGGGAGACAUAGGUUCGAUUCACAGCCAGUGUACCUCGUGUCCGUGGAGGCUUAUGUGUUGGCUAUGGUGCUGAACAGAUUUCUUCAGAGUUGCCAGACUAAAAGGGGCUAAGAAGAAAGACCUGGCAGUCUACUUCUGAAAAUCAGCUAAUGAAGACCCAUGGAUCACAUGGUCUGAUCUACAGCUGAUGGCAGGGGUGGUGCAGGACCAGGCAGCACUUUGUUCCAUUGUGCUUGGGGUCAUCAUGAAUCCAGAGCCUACUUUACGGCAGCUGGCAACAACAAAGAGAGAAAAAUGAGCACAGAUCAUAAAUACAGUAAAACCUGUGAAAGCCAGAACCAGUGUAAGGUGGAGGCCCGUCAGAGAUGGAAAACUCAAAUAUUUUCCACUAAAACGAGUGAUAGAAAAGUUCUCAGACUGCCCCCGUCAAAGGGCAGAUAACUUGUGAGACAGGGAAAAACAAGGCAGUUCCCUUGAGUUCCGGCUCUCACAGGUUUCACUGUAUACAGUUUGAUGAAUUUUUUCACCAACUGAACACACGUUUCAGGUUUAAAAAAACCAAACCCCAGGUGUACCCCCCCCGCCCCGCUUCAGCCUCUUCCCUUGUCCCUCUCCCUCCCCCAGGGGUAGCCCUAUUCCUGACUUCUGCCACCAGAGUGUUGCUGGUUGGAAUCACAUGGUACCUUCUCUUUUGUGCCUGGCUUCUUUCACACAGUGUUCCGGUUAGGACGUUGAUCCGUGUUGUUCCAUGGUAUCACAGUUGAUUUAUCUGUUCUGCUGUUGAUGGGCAUUUGGGUGGUUUUCUAUUUUUGAUAGCAUUAGUGGUAGGAAGAUUCUGGAACUCUACUUUUGAUGCGCAAGGAGGGCAGUGCUGGGUCAGAGGGUGUGUGUGAGUGUGUGUGUAUCCUACUUUAGUAGAUUCUGCCAGACUCUUCUCGCAAGUGGUUGUACGAAUUUACACUCCUAUCAGAAGCGUAAUGGUAUUUUUCAUCUUUUUGACAUUUUAACCAUUCCGGUGGGGGUGUAGUAGUUUUAAUUCACACUUUGCCCAUGAUUUAAGAGACUGAGUACCUUUUCAUAGGUGUACUGGCUAUUUGGACAGCCUUACUUAUGACAUUCUUGUCAAGUCUUUUGCCCAUUUUUACAUUGAGUCACCUAUUUUUUUCUUAUUGAUUGCAGGAGCUCUUUAUAUAUUGUGGAUACAAUUCUUCCGUUGGUGAUACAUAUUGCAGAUAUUUUCUCCCUUGCUGUGGCUUACCUUUUAUUUAUCCUAAUGGUGUGUCGUUUGAGUACAAGUUUCUAACUUUAAUGUAAUCCAAUAUAUCAGUUUUACCUUUGGAGUCCCUGGGUGGUGCAAACGGUUAAUGUAUUUGACUGCUAACCGAAAUGCUGAAGGUUCGAGUUUACAGAAAGGCCUGGUGAUCUGCUUCUGAAGAAUCAGCCAUUGAAAGCCCUGUGGAGCACAGUUCUACUCUGAUAAAUAUGGAGCCGCCAUGAGUCAGAAUCGACUCCAUGGCACCUAGUAGGUUUAUGGUUAGUGCUUUUAUGUGGCUUUAAGAAAUCUUUACUUGCUCUCGAUUAUGAAGAUAUUUUCCAGUUUGUUUUUUAGAAGCUUUCUUGUUUUACCUUUCACAUUUAGAUCUACAAUCCACCUGGAAUUGAUUUUUGUGUAUGGUGUGAGGUAGGGACCAAGAUUCGUGUUUUGUCCCCCAUGGAUGUCCAAAAUGACCAGCAGCAUUUAUUGACAAGGCCGUCCUUUGCCUGUACCUGUCUUUGUAGGUCAGUCCCGUUCUGUGGGUCUGUCCAUCUCUCCUUGUGCCACACUAUCUGCAUUAUUAUUGGUGUAUACGUUUGGGUAGUUGAUGGUGUAAGUGCUUCCAGUUUGUUCUUCAUCUUAAAGGUUGCCUUGGCUAUUCUUGUUUCUUUGCAUUUUUAUAGAACUUUUAGAAACAGCUUUUCAAUUUCUAUAUCCACACACACCUGCUGGGAUUUUGAUUGGCACUACACUGAAUCUAUCGAUCAGUUUGGCUGUGGCGAGCACCUUUGUGAGUACAUCUUUGCCCACAUGUCUGAUGAUGUUCGUGGGAGGGGUCCCAGAUGUGGGUCUGAGUAUUUUUUACAGUACUUGAUAUGUACAGCCCAGUCACUUUCCAGAAGCUGGGUAUGAUGAGCUAGUUCGGUUCUUAUCCUCCCACGGGCCGCUCCCCUCCCCCGGGCCGUCCACAGCCAGACCCUAAAUUUGUUGAUCUGAUAGAUGAAAACAGCACCCUGUUGCUUUAAUACUUCUUUGUGUGAUUACUGACAUUGUACCCUUUUAUCGAGUUAGCUGUGCGUGGAUCUUUGCCAGUUGCUGCAGAUUCUGACUGAACUGACAGUGAAACCUAUGAGAGCCGGAACUUGGUGGGACCAGGUCUUGCCAGUUUUCCACCUUUUGACAGAGUGCAGGUGACCACUUUUCUGUUGCUCUCAAUUCGUGGAAAAUUUUGAGUUUUCCUUCUCUGACUGGUUUCUGCCUCACAUAGGUUUCGGCUUUUGCAGGUUUUACUUUCCAAGAAACUGGGCAUUAGCCCAUUCUCAGCUUAGACAUGACGGAAAUCUCUGGUUCUCGAGACCAAUGGGAGUUUGAAGGUCAUUUUAUCAGAGGGUCCUCACGCUAUUUUAACUGCUGUCAAAGGAACGCCCAAGUCAUAUGUCUGAGCUAUUUCUGGGUGAUAACCCUGAUUAGGUCAGAUAGGGUUUGAUGGCAUCUUAAGGGAUAUACUUCCUUUGUGAGGCCAGAAUGUUUUAAAAUAUAAAUCCAAAAGGUAUUUGUUCCGUGUUUGGUUGUGAAGGGGUCUUUGGGAGUGACGCUUUGCAUCUUGUCGUCUGGUGGGAAGUUCCCGUUGUGUCUUGGCACCAAAGUGUCGGUUUUGGAGCCUCAACUUCCUUAUCCGCAAAAUGAUAAGAAUCCCCCUCCCAGGGCUGAGGGGGGUGGGUGGGGGAGGCAGAAUGAGGCAAAGCCCUGAGUAAGAGCUACGCUGGUCGUGAAGCCAGGCUCCAGGAAAGCUCCCCACCCAGGCCCAUCCUCCCCUCCUCAGCCCUAGUUGAUAUGACCUUGCCCCAUCUCCCCACCUCUAGAUAUGAACUGAGCCCCUACUAUGUGUCCACACUGGGGACAGAGCAAAAGCAAAGCCCACAUUCUAAUGCAUACCACCAGGCCAAAUCUGGCCCUCCUCUUGUUUUUAUAAAGAAAGUUUUAUUGGAACCAACCAACGCCCUCUCAGUUAAGUACUGCCCGUGCCUGCUUUAGUCGGCAGAAUAGGUCUAAAAUAUGUAUUCUUUGGCUCAUUCAGGAAAAAGCCAGCCAGCCCUGUGCUUGUGGGUGGAGACAGAUAAUGGUAGAGGAACUAACCUACAUAGUAGGACAGAUAAUGGUAAGUGCUGUGGGGAAAAGUAAGUCAGGGAAGGGCGUGGGGUAUGGAGUGGGUUGCAGUUUAACCUAAGGUCCUUAGGGAAGGUCUCUGUCAUCUACCGUCAGCUGUAAGAGAAGGCAGUGAGGGAGCCUGGCCUCUCUGGAGGGAGGAACAGAUCCCAGGCUAUUUCACAUUCCUGAGUGGUGCGCACAGUUAAUGCCAUCAGUCGGAGAUUUGAGUCCACCCAGGGGCACCUCUGAAGAAAAGCCUGGCAGUCUACUUCCGAAACAUCAGCCAUUGAAAACCCUGUGGAGCACAGUUCUACCCUGUUACACGUGGGGUCACCAUGAGUCAGGGUCAACUCGACGGCAGCUGGUUUAUUUCAUGUUCCAGCCCAGUCCGUUCACAGUGAUAACAUUCCAUCGGUCCUUCAUGUUGUUGUGUGCUGUAGAGUCAAUUCCAACUCAUAGUGACCUUAUAGGACAGAGUAGAACUGCCCCAUAGAAUUUUCUAGGCUGUAAUCUUUACAGGAGGGAGCAGAUCGCCAGGUCUUUUCUCCCAUGGAGUGGCUGGUGGGUUUGAACUGCCGACCUUUCUGUUUGUAGCCCAAAGCUUAGCCAUCUCGCCACCAAGGCCCUUUUUGGAUUCUUCAUACCCACAGUAAUUCAUCAAGUCUCCCUCCUUGCUCUCACCAGCAGACACAUCACGUGCCCAUCUCAUAGCUUCUAGAAGAAUCCACAGCGACUUUGUCCAUUACAGAGGCAAAAUAGGACUGCCUGUUAAGAUGACAUGUAAUUAUUAGGUGCCAUCAAGCCUGUUCCUGCUCAUGGCUACCCCAUGUGUGCAGAGUAGAAUUGUGUUCCAUGGGGUUUUCAAGGCUGUGACCUUUCAGAAGCAGAUCGCCAGGCCUUUCUUCUGAGGUGCUCUGGGUAGACACAAACUUUGACCCUUUCAGUUAGCAGCCUAGCACGGUAACCGCUUGUGCCACCUUCACUAGUGCCGAUUACUGUCGAGUGCAUUCCAACUCACGUCGACACCAUGUGUGCAGAGUAGAACUUGCUCCAUAGGGUCUUCCGUGACCUUUCAGAAGGAGCUCGCUAGGCUUUUUUUCUGAGGCAGGUUCGAACCACCAGCCUUUUGGCUAGUAGUUGAAUGCUGAACCCGUUGAGCCACCCAGGGACUCCUUCACAUCACCUAGGGACUCCAAUAUUAAACCUAAACUAAUUAAAAUAGAAUAAAACGAGAGAUUCAUUCCUCAGCUACACCAGUCGUAUCCCUCAUUCUCAGCGGCCGCCGCAGUGCACGGCACAGAUGAUGGAACCUCCUUUUGGCCACUGUUAGUAUGUGUCAUUUAUUUUAUUUGUUUAUUUUUAAAAUACGAUUUAUUUUUGUCGUUGUUGAGAAUACGGACAGUAGAAAUACACCAACCCAACAGUUUCCACGUGUACAGUUCAAUGGCAUGGAUUACAUCCUUGGAGUUGUGCAACCGGUCUCACUCUCCUUUUCCAAAUUGUUGCUUCCUCAUUAAUGUAAACUCACUGCCCCCUAAGCUUCUUAUCUAACCUUUCCAAUUGCUGUUAUCACUUUGAUCCCAUAUCAAACCAAAACCAAACCUACUACCGUUGAGUUGAUUCCCGACUCAUAGCGACCCUAUAAGACAGUAGAACUGCCCCCCAUAGGGUUUCCAAAGCUGUAGUCUUUAUGGAACCAGACUGCCAUAUCUUUCUCCCACAGAGCAACUGGUGGGUUCGAACUGCAGGCCUUUUCGUUAGCAGCCGUGUGCUUUAACCACUAUGCCACCAGGGUUCCUUGAUCCUAUAUAAAACCCAAAAAAAACCAAACCUGUUGCCAUCAAGUCGAUUCCGACUCACAGCGACCUUAUAGGACAGAAUCGAACUGCCCCAUAAGGGUUUCAGAGGAGAGGCUGGUAGAUUCGAACUGUGGACCUUUUGGUUAGCAUCUGAGCUCUUAACCGCUGCGCCACCAGGGCUUCUGGUCCCAUAUAGAUAGAUCUUAAAAGAUCAUGAUGCCUGGAUUUCAUGUGUGUCGUUUGUCUUGCCCAAUUCCCGUCUGAUGGACACAGGUUGUGUCCAGCUUGCUUAGGGUGGCAGGCGGUGUAGCAGGGAACAUUCUCUGAGCAUGACUCUGUGGUCGUGUGUGACUGUUUCUGCUGGAGGGAGGUAGAGGUGGAGAGUUAGGCCCUGAUGUUGGCCUGAGUGCAGAUCCCAGUUCUGCCACCUGUGUGACUUUAGGAUGUCAUUGUCCACUGUGAGCUCCACAAGAAGGCUAGUGAGGAUAUUCAGUGGAUUCCUGAAACCAGGAAGUAGGUUCAGUGACCCUGUGCACUGGGUGUUUAGAAGGUGUUCUGGGAUUAUCAGGAACCAUAAUAAGUAAUGAUGGUUACACGUCCGUGUUCUAGAUUUUGAUCAUCCUGGGUCUUAGCUUCUAGGGUGUCAAGUGAGAUUAUUGUUGUUAGGUGUUGUUCAGUCAGUUCUGACUCCUAGGGCCCCAUGUGACAGUAGAGCUGCCCCAUAGGGUUUUCUAGGCUAUAAUCUUUACAGAAACAGAUUGCCAGGUCUUUUCUCCUGCUGAGAGGCUGGGUGGGUUCGAACCACCAACCUUUAGAUUAGCAGCUGAGAGCUUAACCACUGAGGCACCGGUGCUUCUUGUCAAGUGAGAUACUGUUUUGCAGAUGGCAUGAAGGCUUCUAGCCACCAGGGCGCUAGGUUUGGAGGGGGCCAGGCUUUGGGAGCCCUGCCCUGAGCUCAGGCCAGGGUGGGAGGAAGGGAGACACCCCCCCUCAACCGCAGGCUGGCUUGGGGUUUCCAGCAAAGUCUGUGGAGAGGCCAGAGGGCUCCAGGCUUGAUUGUCACUGCCCCCUAGAGUCCCAAGGCCUGCAUCCUUGUUGGGAAUCUGGGGGUGACCCUGCUGGGUCCCCAGGGAUGGGUGUGAGGAGCCAGAAGGGUGUACACCUAGACCCUGAGAACGUCAUAGUGGGGGCUCAGCAAACAGGCACCGAUGGAGCCUCUGAGGACACGAGGGUGGGAGGUCAGCUAUACCCUCUAGUGGGACCAGGUGGACAGCCUACGGGUGUGUGCUUCUGGGCUGGGGGGUUGCGUUUAUCUUCUCUCCUUUUUAAGAAAUUAUGGUAAAAUAUAUAACAAAAAGUUUGCCAUUUUAAUCAUUUUUAAGGGUACAACUCAGUGGCAUUAAUUACCUUCUCCACGUUGCAGAGCCAUCACCACUAUGCAUUUCUAGAACUUUUCAUCACCCCAAACAGAAACUCUGUGCGCAUUAAGCAAUAACUCCCCAUUAUUCCUUCCAGCCCCGGUAACCGCGGAUAAACUUUAGUCUCUAUACAUUUGCCUAUUCUUAGAUAUUUCACGUAAGUGGGGUCAUACACUAUUUGUCCUCCUGUGUCUGGCUUCUUUCACCCAUGUUGAAGCAGGUAUCAGGACUUGGUUUCUCUUUAUGGCUGAGUAAUAUUCCGAUGUAUAGAUAGACCAUGUAUUGUUUAUCCAUUCAUCUGUUGAUGGGCACUUGGGUUGUGUCCACCUUUUGGUGAUUGUGGACAGCGCUGCAAUGAUCGUUGGUGUACAUGUGUCUGUUGGAGGCCCGGCUUUCAGUUCUCUUGGGUAUAUGCCUAGGAGUAUAUUGCUGGAUCGUGAAAUUCUAUGUUUAACUUGACCGAGUCCCUAGGUGCUGUGAACAGCCAAGUCAUCGGCUACUAACUGAAAAGGUAGCCAUUGGAGCCCACUAGACUUACCACAUAAUAAAGGCGUGGUAAUCUGCUCCUGGAAGGCCACGGCCGUGAAAACCCUGUGGAGCACAGUUCUAGUCUGCACACAUGAGGUCGCCACGAGUCAGAAUUGACUCCGCGGCAACUGGUAUGUUUAACUUGUGAGUAUCCGUAACACUGUUUUCCACAGCAGCCUGCAUGGAUUCGAAUAACAGGCGUGUGAUCAGUUAUUCCUAGCAUGGAUUUGUCCUGUGUGACAGGUGGGGGCGCUGGGGAGGAGCCAGGCGGAGCCCCGUCCUCAGGCGGGCCCCCUUUAUGGAGGAGAGAGGCAUUAAAUCUGUUAUCCAGCUGAUGAAUCCCCAUUUCCAAGUUGCCAUAGAGACAGUGACUCUGGCUUGCUUGGAUUGGGUGGUCGGGAGGGCUUCUCUAGGCCCAAGGAGGCCCGGAGGUGGGAGUGAGCGUGAGGCUUCUGGAAGGAGGCCUGGGAGCUGGCGCAGGUAGGGGCAGAGGCAGGAGCAUCGAGGGGAGAGGAAGGCAGGCCCCAGGGCUGUGAGCAGUUGGAAAUUUACCCAGUUUGUCUCUGAGAUGCUCCCUCUGGCUGCGGGGUGAUGCAGGGAGGAGGUGGAGGUAGUGCGUAGGUGCAAAUAAAUAGAACUUACGUUGUUCUUGCUGCCUGAUAGCAGGCAGCCAGAUGGGGCGCUGUGCCCAUUUGACAGAGGAACAGCCUGAGGCUCUGAUGGCAGCUGUGAGAGCCCAUGGGCCUGGGGGAAGCCAGCUCUCCGGCCCCACCCCAGCCCUGGUGGGGUUUGGGCACAGUUGUGCACUGUGGCGGGUGGGAUCCGUUGGUGGCAUCCGGGCUCUGGAGGGCCUGGGGCUGUUGGGCGGGUUUCACAAGCCCAGGCAGGGCCAGGCUGGGGCCACUGGGCUUCCGCGAGGCCUGGGGCAGGAAGAGCUGGCGCUGAUGUAAGCCCUUGCGCAAACCUCAGGCUGCCGGCUUCCGGAGCCUGCCGCACGCCUGCCUGCCUGCCCGCCAAGGAGGAAGCCAGGCCUGGCAGGCCCCGAGGCCCUGCUGCCCAGCCCAGCUGCAUGGGUGCGCGGACUGGCCGCCAUGGCCCUGGGUCCCGAGGGCUUGGCGCUGGAGUCGGGCGAGGCCUUCCUGGGCAGCUUUGUGGCCGGCGGGAUGGGGCCCUCAGCCUCAGCCCAUGGCAGCCCGGUGCCCCUGCCCUCUGACCUCUCCUUCCGCUCCCCCACCCCCAGCAACCUGCCCAUGGUGCAGCUGUGGGCUGCUCAUGCCCACGAAGGCUUCUCCCACCUGCCCAGCGGGCUAUACCCGUCCUACCUCCACCUGAACCACCUGGAGCCUCCCAACAGCGGGAGCCCCCUCCUCAGCCAGCUGGGUCAGCCCAGCAUUUUUGAUACCCAGAAAGACGGCUUCUACCUGCCCGCCCCGGCGGCGGCGGGCGCCCUGCACUCCCACGCGCCCUCCAGGACCCCAGGCGGUGCCUCCUCCGGCGCUCCAGCCAAAGGCUCGUCGUCGCGGGAGGGAGCAGCCAAGGAGCGGACCGGCCGUGGCGGGGAGCCGCCCCCGCUGUUCGGCAAGAAGGAUCCCCGGGCCCGCGAGGAGGCAGCGGCGGCGGGGCCGCGAAGCGUCGUGGACCUGACCCAGGAGGCCCGAGCCGAUGGCCGUCCGGACCGCGGCCCCCCACGCCUUGCCGAGCGCCUGUCGCCCUUCCUGGCCGAGCCAGGCCCGCCGCGGGCCCACACCGAAGCCAAGGGCAAGGGCGCGCUGCCGCCCGGCCUGUGCAACGGCGCUGGGGACCCAGGCGCCAAGGAGGCGUCGCGCCAGGACGAGGGCGCGCGGCUGCGGCGCGCCGAAGCCCUGCUGCCCGGGCCGUGCCCCUGCCCCUCUCCUCUGCCGCCAGGCAAGGGCCCGCCCGCGCCCCCCGCUGCCGCCGGGGCCUUCUCCACGCCGCCGCAGCCCGGGCCCGCGGGCGUCUACACCAUCUUCCCAGCGGCGCGGGAGCCGGGCCGCGAGCACCGCGUAGUGGCGCCCACCUUCGUGCCUUCCGUGGAGGCCUGCGACGAGCGCCCGGGGCCCAUCCAGAUCGCGUCGCAGGCGCGCGACGCGCGGGCCCGGGAGCGCGAGGUGGGCCGGCCCGGGGUGCUGCAGCCGCCGCCCGGGUCCCCGCGGCCGCCGCCAGAACGGCCGGAGGUGCUGCGCGAGAAGAACUCCGUAAUCCGCUCGCUAAAGCGGCCGCUGCCGCCCGUCGAGGCCCCGCCGGGACGCACAGCGCGCGCCUCCCCAGACCCGCGGGCCUACCUCCCCUCCAAGGAGCUGCUCAAGCCCGAGGCCGAGCCGCGGGCCUGCGAGCGCGCACCCCGUGUCCCUGCCAGCGCCGCCCAGCAGGCCGCCAAGCUUUUUGGCCUGGAGCCCGGGCGACCACCCCUGCCUGCCGCCGCUGACCACAAGUGGAAGCCUUUCGAGCUGGGCAACUUCGCCACCACGCAGAUGGCUGUGCUAGCAGCACAGCACCACCAGGUCAGCCGCGCGGAGGAGGAGGCUGCUGCGGCCGCCUCUGCUGCCUCCAAGAAGGGCUACCUGGACCCUGGGGGCGCACUGCCCCGCUCGGGGACUUGCGGGAGGCCCAGCGCGGACAUGCACCCCGCGGCCCACGGGCCAGGCGAGGCCUCAGCCAUGCAGAGCCUCAUCAAGUACAGUGGCAGCUUCCCCCGCGAGGCCGUGGCUGUGCGCCCUGGGGGUUGCGGCAAGAAGAGCCCCUUUGGAGGCCUGGGUACCAUGAAGCCCGAGCCAGCCCCGACCACCGCUGGAGCCCCGCGCACCCAGGGUCGCCUCCAGCACCCCGGAGGCCCCGCAGCAGGCAGCGGUCGGCAGCUGAAGCGAGACCCCGAGAGACCUGAGAGCGCCAAGGCCUUUGGACGCGAGGGUUCCGGUGCGCAGGGUGAAGCCGAGGUUCGGCACCCUCCGGUGGGCAUAGCUGUGGCCGUGGCCCGACAGAAGGACAGUGGAGGGAGUGGCCGGCUAGGGCCUGGUCUAGGGGACCAGGAGCGCUCUCUAUCCCUGAGCAACGUCAAAGGGCAUGGGCGAGCGGAGGAGGGCUGUGCGGAUGAGCGAGGCCGGCACCGGGAGGAGCGGCUGCUGGAUGGGCGGCUGGACCGGGACCAGGAGAAGCUGCUCAGAGAGAGCAAGGAGCUGGCAGACUUGGCCCGCCUACACCCCACCAGCUGUGCAGCCAAUGGCCUGAACCCCAACCUCAUGGUGACUGGGGGCCCGGCACUGUCGGGCUCCGGCAGAUGGUCUGCCGACCCUGCGGCCCACCUGGCCACGCACCCCUGGUUGCCCCGCUCUGGCAGCACGUCCAUGUGGCUUGCUGGGCACCCCUACAGCUUGGGCCCCCCCUCUCUGCACCAGGGCAUGGCACCCGCCUUUCCCCCUGGCUUGGGAGGCUCCCUGCCUUCAGCUUACCAGUUUGUCAGGGACCCCCAGUCGGGCCAACUGGUGGUCAUUCCCAGCGAUCACCUGCCUCACUUUGGGAGCGGGCCAGGGGCCCAGGCUGAACCUAGCCCACCGCCAUGUGAAAUGGGUGGCGCUGGCGUCACUGCGGCCUCACGGCCUGUCUCGCCCGCAGCGGAGCUGAUGGAGCGGGCCGCCGGGCCCCCACUCUGGCCGGCCCUGUACCCGCCGGGCCGCAGCCCCCUGCAUCAUGCCCAGCAGCUGCAGCUCUUCUCCCAGCAGCACUUCCUGCGGCAGCAGGAGUUUCUGUACCUGCAGCAGCAGGCGGCCCAGGCCCUGGAGCUGCAGAGGAGCGCCCAGCUGGUGCAGGAGCGGCUGAAGGCCCAGGAGCACCGCGUGGAGAUGGAGGAGAAGGUGGGCAGGCGGGGCCUAGAGGCAGCAAGCAAGGCCGGCCUGGCCUCCACGGGCCCCGGGCUGCUGCCUCGGAAGCCCCCCGGCCCCACGGGUGCCUACAGCAAGACCAUGAGCCCACCGCCACCCCUGUCUCCCCGUGCUUCCCCUGUGGCUGCCCUGAAGGCCAAGGUCAUCCAGAAGCUGGAGGACGUGUCCAAGCCACCCAGCUACGCCUACCCUGCCACGCCUAGCUCCCACCCCAGUAGCCCGCCGCCCGCCUCCCCACCGCCUGCCCCCAGCAUCACCCGCAAGGAGGAGGCACCCGAGAACGUCGUUGAGAAGAAGGACUUGGAGCUGGAGAAGGAAGCCCCCAGCCCCUUCCAGGCCUUGUUCUCAGAUAUCCCACCCAGGUAUCCAUUUCAAGCCCUGCCACCCCACUACGGAAGGCCCUACCCGUUCCUGCUGCAGCCCACAGCAGCCGCCGAUGCCGACGGCCUGGCCCCUGAUGUGCCACUCCCAGCUGAUGGACCUGAGCGCCUGGCGCUCUCGCCUGAGGACAAGCCCAUCCGCCUGUCCCCCUCCAAGAUCCCUGAGCCGCUGCGGGGACCCCCAGAGGAAGAGCCACUGGUGGAGCGGGAGGUGAAGGCGGAGGUGGAGGACCUGGAUGAGAGCCCCUCGGAGCUGCACCCACUAGGGUCGCCACUGGUGCUGCCUGCUGCCGAGGCCGUGCCGGCCCCCAGCCCCUCGGGCGGCUGUGGAGCUAGUCUGCUGGAAGCCCAGGUGCUGAGCCCUGAGGGGCAGGGGUGUGCAGCGCCCUCUGAGUGCCCAGACUUUGCAGAGGGGGCUGAAGCACGGACUGAGUCACCAGGCCGAACAGAAUCCUGCGCGGGUGCCCCGGACCUGGGGGGGAGGCUGACGCCCGAGACACUGGUGGAGACCAAGGAGGAGCCGGUGGAGGUGCCUGUCGAUGUGCCCAUGGGGGAGGCCGUGCCUGAGAAAGGUUUAGCCCCAGUGGCUCCUAGCGAGCCCCGACCCAGCCUGGAAUUGCCUGACCAUGACUUGCCCGCCGGGGAGGGGGAGUGCCUGAGCCUUGAGGCCCCGGAGGCCACACCUGUGCCUGGCAGCUCCUGCUACCUGGAGGAGGCAGGCUCUGAGGAGUCUCUGCCCAGCCUGGAGGACCCGCUGGCCGGCAUGAACGCCCUGGCAGCAGCCGCGGAGCUGCCUCAGGCCAGGUCCUUGCCCUCCCCGGGUGCUGGACCCCAGGUCUUGGAGAAGCUGGAAGCCGCCCAGAACCUCGUCCUGGAGCAGAGCUUCCUGCAUGGGAUCACCCUGUUGAGUGAGAUCGCCGAGCUGGAGCUGGAGAAGAGGAGCCAGGAGGUGGGAGGUGCGGAGCGGGGUGUGGCCACACGGCCCUCACUGGAGAGCCUGCUGGCAGCCAGCAGCCAUAUGCUACAGGAAGUGCUGGACAGCCCCUUUGUGGACCCACUUAAGAGUCUACGGCUGCCCCGUGAACUGAACCCCAACAAGAAGUACAGCUGGAUGCAGAAGAAGGAAGAGCGGAUGUAUGCCAUGAAGUCCUCCCUGGAGAGCAUGGAUGCCAUGGAGCUGGACUUCCGCAUGCGGCUGGCCGAGGUGCAGCGGCAGUACAAGGAGAAGCAGCGCGAGCUGGUGAAGCUGCAGCGGCGCCGGGACUCUGAGGACAGGCGCGAGGACCCCCAUAGAAGCUUGGCACGCAGAGGCCCUGGCAGGCCGCGGAAACGGACCCACGCCCUGAGCGCCCUGUCACCCCCCCGCAAGAGAGGGAAGAGCCGCGACAGUAGCGGAAAGCUGAGCAGCAAGUCCCUGCUGACAUCCGAUGACUUCGAACUGGGAGCGGGGAUAAGAAAAAGACACAAGGGGGCCGAAGAGGAACAUGAUGCCCUCAUUGGAAUUGGGAAAGCGAGGGGCAGGAGCCAGACUUGGGACGAGCAUGAAACCUCUAAUGACUUCAUGAGCCAGCUGAAGAUUAAGAAGAAGAAGAUGGCCAGCGACCAGGAGCAACUGGCGAGCAAGCUAGACAAGGCCCUCUCCCUCACCAAGCAGGACAAGUUGAAGUCCUCGACCUUCAAGUUUUCGGACAGUGCUGGGGGGAAAUCGAAAACUAGCGGGGGCUGUAGCAGGUACUUGACUCCUUAUGACGGCCUGCUCAGCAAGGACAGAAAAGCCCUGGCCAAAGGCCUCAGCUUGUCGCUGAAAGCCUCCAGGGAAGGUAAACACAAAAGGGCGGCCAAAGCCAGGAAGAUGGAGGUGGGGUUCAAGGCCAGAGGCCCGCCCAAGUCGGCCCACUCCCCAUUCGCCUCGGAAGUGAGCAGCUACUCCUACAAUACCGACUCCGAGGAAGAUGAGGAAUUCCUGAAGGAUGAGUGGUCUGAUCAAGGCCCCUCCAGCUCCAAAUUGACAUCUUCCCUUCUGUGUGGCAUGGUGGCCAAGAACAACAAGCCCGCCGGAGGCCCCAAGCUGUCCAAGCGGGGCCUAGUGGCCACCCGGACUCUGAAACCCAAGCCGGCCGCUAGCAGGAAGCAGCCAUUUUGUUUGCUGCUCCGAGAGGCCGACGCUCGUUCCUCCUUCAGCGACUCUUCGGAGGACUCGUUUGACCAAGAUGAGAGCUCCGAGGAGGAGGAGGACGAGGGGCUGGAGGAGGAGGAGGACGAGGCUGGUGGCGGCUAUAGGCUGGGGGCCCGGGAGCGGGCCCUGUCACCAGGCCUGGAGGAGAGCGGGCUGGGCCUGUUGGCACGCUUCGCAGCCAGCGCCUUGCCUAGCCCCACCGUGGGGCCGGCCCUGUCGGUGGUGCAGCUGGAGGCCAAGCAGAAGGCGCGGAAGAAGGAGGAGCGGCAGAGCCUGAUGGGCACAGAGUUCGAGUACACCGACUCGGAGAGCGAGGUCAAGGUGCGGAAGCGCUCACCUGCCGGGCUGCUGCGGCCCAAGAAGGGGCUCGGGGAGCCGGGGGGCGGCCUGGCCGGGCCUGUGCCUAGCACCCGCGGCCCUGCCAGCCCUGACAAGGCCAAGCUGGCAGCAGAGAAGGGGCGCAAGGCGCGCAAGCUGCGCGGCCCCAAGGAAGCUGGCUUUGAGGCGGGGCCCGAGGCCAGCGACGACGACCUGUGGACACGCCGGCGCAGUGAGCGUAUCUUCCUGCACGACUCGGCCACGGCAGCCCCUGCGCCCGCAGCGGCUCCAGCGCCCAAGGCCACGCGCGGUGCCAAGGGCGGCGCGCUGAGCCCGCGCAAGGACGCCGGCCGCGCCAGGGACAGGAAGGACCCCCGCAAGAAGAAGAAGGGGAAGGAGACGGGGUCUGCAGCCUCCUUGCCGCCACCCCGCACACCUGCCCUGCCCUCUGAGGCCCGGGCCCCUCACACCAGCUCACUGGCUGCCACCAAGAGGAGCAAGGCCAAGGCCAAGGGGAAGGAAGUGAAGAAGGAGAACCGUGGGAAGGGGGGCGCUGUGAGCAAGCUGAUGGAGAGCAUGGCUGCCGAGGAGGACUUUGAGCCCAACCAAGACUCCAGCUUCUCAGAAGAUGAGCACCUCCCACGUGGUGGGGCUCUGGAGCGGCCGUUGACGCCAGCCCCCCGCUCCUGUGUCAUCGACAAGGACGAGCUCAAGGAUGGGCUGCGUGUGCUCAUCCCCAUGGACGACAAGCUGCUGUACGCCGGGCAUGUGCAGACUGUGCACUCGCCGGACAUAUACCGCGUGGUGGUGGAGGGCGAGCGCGGGAAUCGACCCCACAUUUACUGUCUGGAGCAGCUGCUGCAGGAGGCGAUCAUCGAUGUGAGGCCGGCCUCUGCACGCUUCCUGCCCCAGGGGACCAGGAUUGCUGCCUACUGGAGCCAGCAGUACCGUUGCCUCUACCCAGGCACCGUGGUCCGAGGGUUACUUGACCUCGAGGACGAUGGGGACCUCAUCACCGUGGAGUUUGAUGACGGAGACACUGGGAGGAUCCCCUUGUCCCAUAUCCGCCUCCUGCCUCCCGACUACAAGAUCCAGUGUGCUGAGCCGUCCCCAGCCCUCCUGGUGCCGAGCGCCAAGCGCCGUAUCCGGAAAACCAGCAAAGACACUGGGGAAGGCAAAGAUGGGGGCACAGCGGGGACAGAGGAGCCCGGAGCCAAAGCCAGAGGCCGUGGCCGAAAGCCCAGCACCAAGGCCAAGGGCGACAAAACUACUGUCCUGGAGGAGGGGGGCUCCACAGAUGAGGUCCCCAGCACCCCUUUGGCUCUGGAGCCCAUCAGCACCCCAAGUUCCAAGAAGAGCCCUCCAGAGCCCAUGGAGAAGCGCCCUAAAGCCCCCAAGGCCCGCUCAUCACCCCCCCAGCCCAGCCCUGUGCCCCCCAGCUUUGCUGGCUGCCCGACUCCCGAGCCCUUUGGGGAGGUGCCUGUGCCCCCCACGGCUGUGGCCCCGGCGCCCCUUGUGGCAAUGCCCCUCACCAUGCCCGCCACCCGUCCCAAGCCCAAGAAGGUGCGGGCAGCCGAGGAGCCGGGUGCCAAGGGCCCUAGGAGGUCCGGUGAGGAGACCGAGCUGCUUGUUAAACUGGACCACGAGGGCGUGAUGUCACCCAAGAGCAAGAAGGCCAAGGAGGCCCUGCUCCUCCGUGAGGACACAGCCACAGGCGGCUGGCAGGAGCCCAAGGGCCUCCCGGGCCUGGGCAGCUUCCCCCCUGCCACAGGCGGCGGUGAGCCCAAGCCUGGGCGGCCCAAGGCCCUGGACGGUGAGCUGGCCCCGGAGCCUGGGCCGGGGCUGCAAUUUGAGGACUCGGGGGGCCCCGAGAGCCCGGACAAGGGCCAGGCUGAGCAGGAUGGCGCGGAGGAGUCAGAGAGCAGCAGCAGCAGCAGCGGGGACAGCAGCGGCAGCGGAAGCAGCAGCAGCAGCAGCAGCGGCAGCAGCAGCAGCUCGGAGACAGAGGCCGAGGAGGAGGGCGGGAAGAACGGGGAGGAAAGCCGGGGCGGCGGGGGCCGGGCCUGCAGCGCUGCCAGCUCCAGGGCCUCCUCUCCUGCCUCCUCCUCUUCCUCCUCCUCCUCCUCUUCCUCCUCCUCCUCCUCCUCUUCGUCCUCCUCUUCGUCUUCCUCCUCCUCCUCAUCCUCUUCCUCGUCUUCCUCCUCCUCCUCCUCCUCUUCUUCCUCCUCCUCCUCCUCCUCCUCGUCCUCCUCCACCACCGACGAGGACUCCUCCUGCAGCUCGGACGACGAGGCCCCUCCAGCCCCUGCAGCUGCCCCCUCCCCCCAGCCUGCCCUCCCCACCAAGGCCUCCAAGCAGGCGGGCAAGGCAAGGGCUGCAGUCCAUUCCCCUGGCAAGAAGGCCCCGGCCCCCCAGCCCCCGCCGCCCCCACCGCCGCAGCCCCCGCAGCCCAAGGCCCAGGCCGGGGCCGGUGGCAAGAGCCGGCCCAAAAAGAGGGAGGGCGUCCACCUCCCCACCACCAAGGAGCUGGCCAAGCGGCAGCGCCUGCCAUCCGUGGAGAACCGGCCCAAGAUUGCUGCCUUCCUGCCGGCGCGGCAGCUCUGGAAGUGGUUCGGCAAACCCACACAGCGGCGUGGCAUGAAGGGCAAGGCGCGCAAGCUCUUCUACAAGGCCAUUGUGCGUGGCAAGGAGAUGAUCCGCAUUGGGGACUGCGCCGUCUUCCUUUCGGCCGGCCGCCCCAACCUGCCCUACAUUGGCCGCAUCCAGAGCAUGUGGGAGUCCUGGGGCAACAACAUGGUGGUCCGUGUCAAGUGGUUCUACCACCCUGAAGAGACCAGCCCGGGCAAGCAGUUCCACGAGGGCCAGCAGCCCUGGGACCAGAAGUCGGGCCGGAGCCUCCCCGCUGCCCUGCAGGCCUCCAGUCAGAGGAAGGACUUCAUGGAGCGUGCCCUAUACCAGUCCUCUCACGUGGACGAGAACGACGUGCAGACGGUGUCGCACAAGUGCCUGGUGGUGGGCCUGGAGCAGUAUGAACAGAUGCUGAAGACCAAGAAGUACCAGGACAGCGAGGGCCUCUACUACCUCGCGGGCACCUACGAGCCCACCACAGGCAUGAUCUUCUCCACCGACGGCGUGCCCGUGCUCUGCUGAGCGCCGGCCGCCCCGGCUAAGGGCUCCAUCAGCUGCCUUGCCCCCCAGGCCCCGGGGACUGCUUACAUCACUGCCACGGCCAGAGGCCACACAUGGGCUGUGCAAGCCCUGAUAGGGCAUGCGCCCACGGCUGAGUGCAUGCAGUGUGCCCGUGGGCGUGUGCGUACGCCCACGGGGGUGUGAGUGCGAUGUGUACAUGUGUGUGCCCGUAUGCAUGCACGUGUGUGCACACAUGUGCACACGCCUCCAGACCCCCUUUCUAGACCCCUUGGUGCCCCCCCCCCAGACAGGGGCUUCUCCCAAUGAUCAGGGUAUAGCUCUGCCCACCCCCACCCCAGGCCUCCCCAGCACCCCUUAAGCACUUGGCCCUCCAGGCCCCAGGCUGCUGCGUGGAACCCAGGUGCCCCCAGGCCCACGCCAGCUAAGUAUCCAAGACUCGGACUGGGGACUCGGUUGGGGAGGAAGGGGUUUCUAAGGAACCAAACUGACGCUCUAGGGUGUUUCCCCCCACAUCGGACCCUCCUGGGGCUGCCAGGGUCCAGCCACCUCAGCAUGGAGCCCAACCCAAGGCCUCCUACCAUGGGAGGGGGCAGCUCAGCGCCAGCCAGUCUCACCAACGGUGCCAGGCCUGCUCCUGGGUGCCCUGCCAGGAGCCUGGGCCUCCGCCCUCUCAGGACGGCCUGGAACUUGGGGAACGCAGCCAGGUGAGGGCAGAGCCCUGGAGCAUCGGCAAGGCACCAGGUGGAGGCCAGGCGCUGGCCGCACCUGGCCCAGACCCUCACACUACAGACAACCCCUAUGGUGCUGAAACCUUUGCCCCGGCCCAAUCACACCUGGCCGCUCCACGGCCAGGCCUUGGCCACCCCGGGAGGAGGCAGUUCUUAACCUGUACAGUUUUAUUGUACCAAGAGACUCUAGCCCCGCCCCUGUAUCAUACGCCUUUAAAUGGAGUCAACUUUUUAAUUAUAUAUAUAAAGAUAAAUAUAUAUAAAUAUAUAUAAAUAUAAACUUUUUAAAACUGUGAAAAAUAGCUAUGAAAUUAUAAAAAGCGAACACAUUCUGAUGUGCAGAAUAUUAUUUUUUAUUUCCUGUUAGAUUGUGAGUGCCAAACAGCCGGCGUCACGGAUCCCCACCCUCACCCAUGUCCCUACGCACACCCCUGCCUGCCCGGCCCUCCUGCCCCCCAGCUCCCCCCCCGUACUGUAUUUGCCCCCCAGAUGGAUAAGGAGCUAGGGAAAGCAGAGAGGAGACUCGAGCAAGGGAGAGAGGGAGGGAGCCGGCCCAGCUGUGAGUCCCCCCCUCUGGCCCAGAAAGCACUUACUCAGCCCCCUGGGAACAGGAGAGCUUGCCCAGACAAUCUUGAGGGAAGGAAAAGCCAGACUUUGGUUUUGUUUUUUGGGGGAUUAUUGUUUUCUUUCUUUCUUUCUUUUUUUAAGUUUCUUUUGGAAUUUUGUUUGUUGGCGAAUUCUGUGUGAUCUUUUUCAUAAAAAAAGAAAAGAAAAGAAGAUUUCAUUGGAAAAGCA
Messenger RNA from Loxodonta africana (African savanna elephant), 22130 nucleotides. It is a transcript of the gene TNRC18, whose product is annotated as trinucleotide repeat containing 18. The record is from RefSeq and is a predicted model, not a curated record. Lineage: Eukaryota; Metazoa; Chordata; Mammalia; Proboscidea; Elephantidae. Bases 11779 to 20607 code for a protein of 2942 amino acids. Gene Ontology annotation, molecular function: chromatin binding. The transcript is spliced from 29 exons.